Heteronotia binoei (common prickly gecko) is the source of this 2619-nucleotide messenger RNA. RefSeq names its product transmembrane protein 263 (gene TMEM263). Lineage: Eukaryota; Metazoa; Chordata; Lepidosauria; Squamata; Gekkonidae. The transcript is spliced from 6 exons. The record is from RefSeq and is a predicted model, not a curated record. Bases 746 to 1096 code for a protein of 116 amino acids.
GCGGUAGCGCUGUUGAAGGGUCUGGGUUUGCUGCGGGGCUGGGGAGGCUGGCGACGGAGCUCUCAGGUAGUCCUACUGGAAUCCCGCGGAGGUGAGAACGAGAAGCGACCUAUUCGCCCCCUCCUCUAACGGGGAGGAAGGGCAGGGGGGUGGGCUCUUCCAUCUUCCCCUCCCCCUGGCCUCCUUUCCGGAAGAAGGGAGUGGGAGUAAGUGGCUCGGUCUCCCCCUUCUCCUUCCCCAAUAUGUGCCGGCUUAGGGGGUACGCUGCAGAUAAGGGACAGUGCUCUGGGUGACGCUGGCUCUUAGGGGGCAUCUUUAAAAAGGUGGCUUAAGGAAAACGGUAAACCUGAACGAGGGUGGCGGUUGAUUUGUUGCAGGGACUCUGCUUUGAGUGAGGAGACCCCCCUCCCUUUCAGUACUUGCUCCCCUUUUAGGGUGAAAAGAAAACGAGGGGGGCGGAUUUCGUUCAUUAAAAGAAAGUGCAGUUUUGCCUAAGAAGAGCUUUUUCUGUUUCUUUUCUGCUUAAAGCUAAAACGGCCAUGUCAACGGUUUUUAUGCAAAAAUAUUGCAGUGGAAUAUCCAGAUGCAGUUAUAGUUGACUUUUAAAGUCUUUCAGUCUCAUGGGCAAGACCUGAGAAAGAGACAGUUGUGCAUGUAAAGACCUGAUUUUGCUAUUUAAUUAAAAGAAAGAAGAGACUUGUAUUUGGAUAUUGAAGCUAUACAGCAAGGUGUUAUACACGUAACAAUGAAUCAAACAGACAAUAAUCAACAAGAUGUUCCUCCAUACCUUAAUGAUGAGCCACCAGAAGGUUCCUUAAAAGAUCAUCCACAGCAACAGCCUGGCAUGCUCUCUCGAGUGACUGGGGGCCUCUUCAGCAUAACAAAGGGAGCCGUUGGUGCUACAAUUGGUGGUGUAGCAUGGAUAGGAGGGAAGAGCCUGGAAAUGACCAAAACAGCUGUUACAGCCGUGCCUUCUGUUGGAGUAGGAUUGGUUAAAGGAAGUGUUUCUGCUGUGACGGGAGGUGUUACAGCUGUAGGUUCUGCUAUUUCAAGUAAAGUGCCUUUAACAGGAAAGAAAAAGGAUAAGUCUGACUAAAAGAAAAGACUGAGACCUGUUUGUCUCUCUGGCUUUGGAAUCUGCAAAGAUUUGGACUGUAACAAAGCUACAUGUUUUAGACUCCUGAAAAGCUGUAUGAAUAACUUCACCUGAAAGGGACACAAACAGCUUGGUAUGCAGUGCCCAAAUGUUCUAAAAUGUUAUAUUUCUUCAAGCUGUCACCUGGUGAAAUGUUACACUUGAUAAAUAUGGGAUCAAGUAGUUGUGUCCAAAGGGGUAGUUUCAUUUGAAUAUUAUUUCACUGUAGAUCAUUUCCAGUCUUGAACUAAAAAUGUGAAAAUAGACAGCACGAUUUAGCCAAAAUUUAAGUACUCUGAUUCUACUGUGGAGAUUUAAGCAUGUACUUAAUUUCCCUCAUUAUAAUCAGUUGAAAUUUAUAGUGCUUACUUUUUGGCUGGACAAUGCUUUUGGCAGCCUCCGCAGUACCAUAAAUAUAUUGGUUUUCCAACUACAAGUCUAAGGUUUCUGUAUCUUUAAAAAAUAAGGAAUCAUUGAACUGACAUCAUAUAUCUUUGCUUUUUGAAACUAUUUUUAUAUUCUCUCUAAACUCCUUAUGUGGUGACUGCUGUUGAGAAUUGCGUGUGUGUGUGUGUAUAUAUGUACGGUAUAUCAAUACAAUCAUUCAUGCCUUAUGGUGAAACAAUCUAUUUUUACUUAGUGAAACGAUAAGAAUUUUGUAAUGUCCCUCAUUUCAAUGCAGUCUGUAGAAGCAGCUUACACUUAAAAAACAAAAACCCUGUUGAUACUGACUGGAGAGAGACUGCUAAAUCUCAGGUGUAACUUUACAAGUACCCACUCCUUAUCUUAAAAAAAAUCCCUUGUGCUGAUAGUUUGUUUAAAUUGAACAAGUCCAAGUUUACAGUCCAUAUAAUAUUGGAUAACUUGUAGCUUUAGAAAAAAACACUUCUGUAUUAUUUAGCUAGAAGCCUCAAAAAUGACUCUUGACUCUAUUUCUAGAUAAAAAGACAAUCCAGCAACACUGUUGCUAUAUAUUCUCAGUGGGUGAAAAUGGACAGAGAUUAUGCUGUUGCUGUUAUUGAUGGAUGUAACUCUUUAUAAUUUCCAGUAUAAGAACAUAAAGAAUUUACCUGGAUUACAAACAUAUUUUUUCCUGAAGAUCAAAAACAAAGUGAUACCCAAAAUUGGCAAUAGUAAAAGCAAAGCAAUUAAAAUGAAUUGCCGAUUUAUAUAAAAAUUACAGCUUUAUCACAUGCAUUUUCCCGAGUGACCGGGAUAAGAUGUGGGAAUCUAACAUGCUCUUCAGCUUUCAAUCUCUAACCUAUUCGCUCCAGAAUAGUCCUAUCGAAAUUGAUGGUUUGCACUCUGGAGUAAGUUGGUUUAUGCAUUGUGAGUUUGUUUGGGAACUCUUCAGCAUGUUCUUGUUGACUUUCUAGCAUUUUCCGUAGUCUGUAAAAGAUGGCUAAAGUGCACAUGAAUAUUCUGUAUGCAGUAUUUCCUAAAAUGUAUGUGUGUAAAAAUAUAAAUAAAAGAGAUUAACCAUA